This is a messenger RNA of Scheffersomyces stipitis CBS 6054, 602 nucleotides long. RefSeq lists its product as uncharacterized. Gene Ontology annotation, cellular component: mitochondrion. The transcript is spliced from 2 exons. The record is from RefSeq and is a predicted model, not a curated record. The coding region runs from base 18 to 272 and encodes 84 amino acids. NCBI's taxonomy places the organism in Eukaryota, Fungi, Ascomycota, Pichiomycetes, Serinales, Debaryomycetaceae.
AGUUUGUCCAUAGCACCAUGUCAGUUACCGAGUUUCCACCACUUCUUUCUGAAGACGACUUGCAAAAGUACAAAGUUCCCUUACGUUGGAGAGACAGAUGUGCUGCCUACUUCGCACUCUACCACACAUGCCUUAUCAGACAAUCUGCUAACUCUUCUGUGGAUUGCAAGCAUGACAAGCACUCAUGGGAAGAAUGUGAAAACUUGGACUUCAUCAGAAGACAACAAGAAUUGAAACAAGUCAAGGAGCAAAGAAGAGCCGAGUUGAGCUAAACGACUAAGCUGAAAGAUAAAAGAGACGAGAUGAGCAAAAUGAAUGAAUUUAAAAUGAAAUUCAAUGAUUUUCAAAAACUAAGAUAAAAUGAUCGUAUGGAAAUCAAAUGAACUCAACUUGAAUAAGUGAACCUGUUUAAUCAUAGCCUAUAACUUUUAAUCUGCCAGCAAAGACACAACGGAUCCAGCAGUGCUACAGGAAGCGUGCUGGACCACAACUGCAUUUACGACUAAAACAUUCAUCUCUUACGAUUGCGAGGCUUUCUCGCAUUACCAUUUCUCGUCUGGAAACAGAUGGCUUUAUCUUAGUUAAUACACAUAGAUUGAAAG